GUUUGAUCGAUCGUGAAAUCCAAACAAAUAUACGAAAGAACCGACUGCGCGCCGCAGACUUCCUACGCUUUACACGCGUCACUAAAUAGGUCAUAGACUAGGAAGAGCACAACAACCGUCACCAUGGUACAUUUCACCGUUGACCAGAUCCGUGAGAUCAUGGGUCGUUCUAAGAACAUCCGAAACAUGUCUGUGAUUGCCCACGUCGAUCACGGAAAGUCCACACUGACUGAUUCCCUUGUGUCAAAGGCCGGUAUUAUUGCCGGAGCCAAGGCUGGUGAGACUCGUUUCACAGAUACACGUGCUGAUGAGCAGGAGCGUGCUAUCACCAUCAAGUCCACAGCCAUCUCCCUGUACUACGAGCUUAGUGACAGAGAUAUGACCUUCGUUAAGCAGGAGACUCACCCAGGAUGCAACGCUUUCUUAAUUAACUUGAUCGAUUCACCCGGUCACGUUGAUUUCUCAUCUGAGGUAACCGCGGCCCUUCGUGUCACUGACGGUGCCCUAGUUGUAGUUGACUGUGUGUCUGGUGUGUGUGUACAGACCGAGACUGUCCUUCGUCAGGCCAUCACAGAGCGUAUCAAGCCCAUUCUUAUGAUGAACAAGAUGGACCGCGCGCUCCUUGAGCUUCAGUUGGAGCCCGAAGAUAUGUACCAGACUUUCCAGCGUAUCAUCGAGAACGUGAACGUUAUCGUCGCCACAUACGGAGAUGAGGAUGGACCUAUGGGACGUAUUAUGGUUGACCCCAUUGUUGGUACUGUUGGUUUCGGUUCAGGUCUACACGGCUGGGCUUUCACACUGAAGCAGUUCGCCACCACAUACGCUGCCAAGUUCAAAAUGGAGGAGAGCAAGCUCAUGUCUCGAUUCUGGGGAGACAAUUUCUUCAACCCCAGCACAAAGAAGUGGAAGAAGUCCCCUGGAGAUGGAUACAAGCGUGGUUUCGUACAGUUCGUACUUGACCCCAUCUACAAGGUCUGUGAUGCCGUCCUCAAGAACAAGAAGGAUGUCACCGAGAAGCUUAUGAACGCACUUGGCGUCAAGCUGACCAACGAGGAGAAGGAGCUAGAGGGUAAGCCUCUGCUAAAGACUGUUUUCCGUAAGUGGUUGCCCGCCGGAGACGCUCUUUUGGAGAUGAUCACCAUUCAUCUGCCAUCCCCUUACACCGCCCAGGCCUACCGUACCGAGAUGUUGUACGAAGGACCUAUGGAUGAUCCUAUCGCCAUGGGAAUGAAGGCUUGUGAUCAGAACGCACCUCUGAUGUUGUACGUAUCUAAAAUGGUACCCACAGCUGAUCGUGGACGUUUCUACGCCUUCGGUCGUGUGUUCUCAGGAACCGUUGCCACCGGACAGAAGGUCCGUAUCCAGGGACAGAACUUUAUCCCCGGCAAGAAGGAGGAUCUAUACCUCAAGCCCAUUCAGCGUACCGUGCUUAUGAUGGGUCGUUUCACCGAGGCUAUCGAGGAUGUUCCCGCUGGUAAUAUUGUCGGUCUUGUUGGUGUGGAUCAGUUCAUCAUGAAGACUGGUUCCAUCACCACCUAUGAGCACGCCCACAACUUGAAGGUCAUGAAGUACUCUGUGUCUCCUGUUGUGCGUGUUGCCGUCGAGUGCAAGAACCCCCAGGAUCUACCCAAGCUUGUAGAAGGACUAAAGCGUCUUUCCAAGUCCGAUCCGCUAGUACAGAUCACCAUGGAGGAGUCUGGAGAGCACAUUAUCGCUGGUGCCGGUGAGUUGCAUCUUGAAAUUUGUCUUAAGGAUUUGGAGGAGGACCACGCCGGUAUCCCCAUCAAGAAGUCCGACCCUGUUGUGUCGUACCGUGAGACCGUCACUGAGGAGUCCAACCAGCUUUGUCUAUCGAAGUCUCCCAACAAGCACAACCGUCUGUACGUAAAGGCUGCCCCUCUUCCCGAUGGUUUGGCCGAUGCUAUUGAGGACGGUAAGAUCAAGCACAACCAGGAUAUGAAGGAGCGUGGUAAGGUACUUGUUGACGAGUGGGAGUUCAACGCCGACGAUUCUCGUAAGAUUUGGGCUUUCGGACCCGAGACUGCUGGACCCAAUUUGUUGAUCGAUACCUCCAAGGGAGUUCAAUAUAUGAACGAGAUCAAGGACUCGUGUGUCGCUGGUUUCCAGUGGGCUUCCAAGGAAGGUGUACUUUGUGACGAGUACAUGCGUGGAAUCCGUUUCAACAUGAUUGAUGUUACCCUGCACGCCGAUUCCAUCCAUCGUGGAGCCGGACAAAUCAUGCCUACCAUGCGUCGUGUCAUCUACGCCUGCGUGUUGUCUGCCGAGCCCCGUCUAUUGGAGCCUUACUAUCUUGCUGAGAUUUCCGCCCCCGAGGUGGCUAUUGGAGGUAUCUACUCAUGUCUUAACAGACGUCGUGGUAUCGUUAUUGGAGAGGAGCAGGUUGCUGGAACCCCUAUGUACAUGAUCAAGGCUCAUCUUCCCGUCAACGAGUCGUUCGGCUUCACCGCCGAUCUUCGAUCACAGACCGGUGGACAGGCGUUCCCUCAAUGUGUGUUCGAUCACUGGGGUGCUAUGGCUGCUGAUCCUCUUGAGGAAGGUUCGCAGGCCAACAAGAUUGUUUGCGAUACCCGGGUCCGCAAGGGUCUUAAGCCCGAUAUCCCACCUUUCGACUAUUUCUAUGAUAAGCUUUAAAUGCUUAGUUUGUAUAAACUACUGUGGAAGAGAAUCUUGAUGAUUCUACAAAGUUAGCUGCGUUAUGCUUAAAAAAUGUAGAAAGUGGCAUCCGCUGCCAUCGUAUUAACCAAUGUAUCGGAACGAUCGACAUUAGUGUUGUUACGUAUAUGUGGAUAUAAUAAAGUCAUAAUAUAGAAGAA
Sphaeroforma arctica JP610 is the source of this 2834-nucleotide messenger RNA. Its product is annotated as elongation factor 2. The record is from RefSeq and is a predicted model, not a curated record. The transcript is spliced from 4 exons. Gene Ontology annotation, biological process: translational elongation. NCBI's taxonomy places the organism in Eukaryota, Ichthyosporea, Ichthyophonida. Bases 124 to 2652 code for a protein of 842 amino acids. Gene Ontology annotation, cellular component: cytosol; ribonucleoprotein complex. Gene Ontology annotation, molecular function: GTP binding; ribosome binding; GTPase activity.